This is a messenger RNA of Neltuma alba, 1039 nucleotides long. RefSeq lists its product as uncharacterized. Bases 54 to 974 code for a protein of 306 amino acids. NCBI's taxonomy places the organism in Eukaryota, Viridiplantae, Streptophyta, Magnoliopsida, Fabales, Fabaceae. The transcript has 2 exons. The record is from RefSeq and is a predicted model, not a curated record.
UGUAAUAUAAAUACAGUAGCAGAGAGAAAGAGGAAAGCUGAGUUGAAAAGGCCAUGGAUCCAAAUGAUGAAUCUACUGGAUCAUCUUUCUGCAGGGACGAAAAAGUGAAGGCCAUGGAUCUUUUGGAGGAAAGCUGGUUCUUUGAGAACUUGUUUAACACAAGGAGACCAAGGAUACCAAGAUGUAACUCUGAUCCGUGUUCUUCCUCAGGCCUAGUUGGCGAACCUGUGUUGCUGAAGGGAAAAGACUCUGAUGAAGCAGCCAACACUUCAUCAACAAGUAAAGUGACGGAACUGGAAGAAGAAGGAAAUUGUCAGACAGGAAGCAGUUUUAGCAGAAACAGGUUGGUGCACCAAUCAUCAGAUCCUCUGGUGCUUGAAGCUGCCAUUAAAGCUCAUAGCGGAGAGAUGAAAGAGGUUGAUAACAAGAGUGAGGGCAAUGGAAGGAGAAACAAACUGCUUAGAACACCAUCUUUACCUCCAUUUGUUGGCAGAGAAGAAAAGUUUCAAGUAUGUGAUCACAGACCUGGCAAACAAACCUCAAAGAGUUACAGCAUUCCAAGAAGUCGACUUGUGAGAAACACAGAGGGAGAAAGCAGCUUCGGCACAGAAGGCAUAAAAGAGAUGAGAAGAAGGUACUUGAAACAGAGGACGAUGAGGAAGAGCCUGAGCGAUCUGGAAUUUGAAGAAGUUCAAGGGUUUAAGGACCUGGGAUUCUCAUUUGAGAAAGAAACAAUAAGCCCAAGUGUAGCCAGCAUUAUUCCAGGCUUGCAAGAGAAAGACAGAGAAGAAACAGAGGAAGACAAGGCGGUGAGAAGACCUUACCUAUCAGAGGCAUGGCUGGUACAGAGUUGCGUUCUUCCUCCUCCUCCUCCAAUCCCUACUUACACUGCAAGCAAAUCUUCCAAGGACAUGAAGCAACAUAUCAAGUUUUGGGCCAGAGCUGUGGCCUCUAAUGUCCGCCAAGAAUGCUGAACUUACCAUUCAUUAUUGACGCAACAAGAAAAACAACUCUGCAAUCUAUUCCUUUCGUUUUUUUU